Messenger RNA from Dunckerocampus dactyliophorus (ringed pipefish), 13653 nucleotides. RefSeq names its product potassium voltage-gated channel, Shaw-related subfamily, member 2 (gene kcnc2). The transcript has 4 exons. Bases 2229 to 4034 code for a protein of 601 amino acids. The record is from RefSeq and is a predicted model, not a curated record. Gene Ontology annotation, biological process: potassium ion transmembrane transport; protein homooligomerization. Gene Ontology annotation, cellular component: axon; voltage-gated potassium channel complex; dendrite membrane. Gene Ontology annotation, molecular function: protein binding; delayed rectifier potassium channel activity. Lineage: Eukaryota; Metazoa; Chordata; Actinopteri; Syngnathiformes; Syngnathidae.
CUUUAAUCUCAAAAUGUCACUUUUUUUUUCAAUGCGGCCCUAAUCCUCCGUCGUACUUUUUCGCCUGUUAAUAUAACAGAAAAUUGGGCCCAUCUUUAGAUGUUUUUAGUCCGCGGUAGUUUGGACACACCCCUGCAUUAGCGCUUCUCUCCAGUCCCACCCGAAGAUCCCAGUGAAUUCCGUUCCAUUCAGAUGUAAUCGCAAGCGGUAAUGAGUAAUUAGGUUACUCGGAGGCUGCUGUUCCACAAAGCAGCGGUGCAUUAGGGAAUAAUGGUGCAUGUAAUUAAAGGCGAGCCUCCUGCUUUGUCUCUGCGCUGAUUGAGCUGUGAUCAAAGAUGUCACCGUCUCCUCCUCCUUGUGAGGAGAGUGUCACAUGUUAGACACCAGCUGCCUCCCUGCGCCACCAAAGCGUGCACAUGUUGUACCGCUGUCUGGGUCAAACUGCUAAAUAAUUAUGUCUGCAGCGUGUCUCUUCUUUUAUAGCUACUCUUACAGUGUGUCCCCAUUUCUUCUACCUCCUUUUAGAGCCUCAUCUGUCACGGAGUCCUUUAUUUCAGCCAACUUCUCGGUGUAAACAUUGUAUAAUGAAAUGCAGGCGCAGCAUAAUAGGUGGUGUAACAGGAUGACGCAGCUGCACUCGCGUCGAAAGUACAGACUUCAUACCGCAUACGAGUCUUUAAAUGAGGUGUCCAAAGUGUAGCCUGGGGGCCGUUUGCAGCCUGCGGCAGUUUUUUAAUGGCCCGCGGCACAUUCUAAAAAUAUAAUUGAACGAGAAAACUAAAAAAAAAAAAAAAAAACAACAGGAAAACUUGAAAAAUCAGCAGUAAUUUUCCAAGAAGGAAGUCAAAAUAUUAAAAGAAAAAAGUUGUAGUAUAAUGACAAAAAGUCAUAAUUUUACAAGAAUAACAUCGUAAUAUUAUGAGGGAAAAAUAAUGUCAUUUUAGUAGCAUUAAGUUGAAAUAUUAAAGGAUGUUUUUUUAAAGUCAUAAUAGGAGAGACAAAACGACAAAUAAAGUUAGAUUUUGGGGGAAAUUAGGUUGCGGGAAAAGUUCUAAUGUUAUAACAAUAAAGUCAAAAUCUUACGGGAAUAAAGUCAUAAAAACAUUUGCGAAAAGAAAGUAGCAAUCUUUGGAAAAUGUAAAACAAAACAACUGCAGAAAUGCAAAAAACAGCUGGAAUUUUAGAAGAAAAAAGUCUAAAUAUUAAGAGAAGAGAAAAAGUAGUAUCCUGGCGAGAAAAAAGAAAAAAAAAAAAAAUCUCGUAAUAUGAGGAAAUAAAAUGCAAUUUUAGAGAAAGAAAAAGUACAUUAUUUUUUCAAAGUCCAAAUAUUAUGAGAAAUGAAAUGUAAUUUUGGGAAAAAAGUUAUAAUAUUAUAGGAACAAAGUCAAAAUAUUACGGAAAUAAAGUCAUGUUACGAUAACAAAAUUUCUCAAUAUUAUUUAAGAAGAAAGUUGAAAUAUUUGGAAAAAAAAUGGCAAAAAUGGGGAAAAGGAGAGCAAAGCACGAACUUCAUGCUCGGUGGAAAAGACACCCCUGGUUUAAAUUUUAGUUUCAGAUUUAUGAUCAACGUUUACCGGGAUUUUGUCAUUGUGUCGUCAUGUUAUUUAUUCAUUUGAAAGUGCUUUCCAAGUGAACAUAAACAGCCACCUUCAUAUUGGUGGAAAAAAAAGCUUGUCAUCAAUCAAUCAAUCAAAGCAUGAACAGCCAUUUGGUUGCAAAGGGAGUGGGUGUAAAGGUGAGCUAAUAGUGCCAUCAAGUAGCCAACUGAAAUAAGAAGUGACUUGCAGGCCACAAACGGCCCCCGAGCUGGAGUUAGGACACCCCUGUGGUGUACAGUGCAGUUUGACAUAAUCAACAGUUAGCAUGGUAGAUGAUUCAUCUUUUUCUAUAAAGCAUUGCAUAUUUCAGGUGCCGUGGUUGACAAUUUAUUUUUAAGGAGUGACGUGACGCGACUGUGCGUCUUGGAGGAGGGGCGGAGGAGACGCGCGUAACGGCAGCAUCAUUCCAGCCUGCUUGGAUCAAGUGGAGGGACUGUCGGAUCCACAUCCAUAAGAAUGGACGCCCUCCACACAUCUUCCAAAAAGAACCACAAAGGCACCGGCCGGAUUUAUCCAAAACACAAACCGAGCCUUUCCGAACAGGACCGUGGGUGUGUGCGCGUCGUUACCUCCGGACUGCACCCGCCCGACUUCCACCGCUGCCCGUCGAGUCAUGUCUGAUCCACAGCGAUGGGCAAGUUCGACGACACCGAGAGGAUAAUCCUCAACGUCGGGGGCACCAGACACGAAACGUACAAAACCACCCUGAAGACCCUGCCGGGGACGCGCCUGGCCCUGCUGGCGUCCGACUCCGACAUCGACUCGGUGCUGGAUCACCUGCAACAAGUCCCCGGCUUCAUCGAGUACAACGCGCGGACCAACGAGUACUUCUUCGACCGCCACCCGGGCGUCUUCGCCUACGUGCUCAACUACUACCGCACCGGGAAGCUCCACUGCCCGGCGGAUGUGUGCGGACCGCUGUUCGAGGAGGAGCUCUCCUUCUGGGGAAUCGACGAGACGGACGUGGAGCCCUGCUGCUGGAUGACGUACCGGCAGCACCGGGACGCCGAGGAGGCGCUGGACGUGUUCGAGCUCAACGUGGACACCGGAGACGAGGACGACGAGGUGGCGAAGAGGCUCGGCAUCGAGGACGUGGCCGCCGAUGGCAGCGGCAGCCUGUGGAGGAAGUGGCGGCCGGUCGUCUGGAAUCUAUUCGAGGAUCCCUACUCCUCCCGGGCGGCGAGGUUUAUCGCCUUUGCAUCCUUGUUCUUCAUCCUGGUGUCCAUCACCACCUUUUGCUUGGAGACCCAUGAGGCUUUCAACACCAUCAUCAACAAGACAGAGGUUAUGCGCAACAGCAGCCUUCAGGACGUGGGACCGCAGUACGAGAUUGAGACUGACCCAGCUCUUACAUAUGUGGAAGGUGUUUGCGUCUUCUGGUUUACCAUCGAGUUCCUGGUUCGUGUGACCUUCUGCCCGGUCAAAUUGGAAUUUAUCAAGAGCGUGCUCAAUAUCAUUGACUUUGUGGCUAUCCUUCCUUUCUACUUGGAAGUAGGCCUAAGUGGCCUUUCCUCAAAAGCUGCCAAGGAUGUGUUGGGAUUCCUCAGGGUGGUGCGUUUUGUUCGUAUUUUGCGUAUCUUCAAACUUACCCGUCACUUUGUGGGCCUUCGAGUUUUGGGCCACACAUUAAGGGCCAGCACCAAUGAAUUCCUGCUGCUAAUCAUCUUUCUGGCGUUGGGAGUGUUAAUUUUUGCCACCAUGAUCUAUUAUGCUGAGCGCAUUGGCGCCAAACCCAAUGAUCCCACGGCCAGCCUCCACACCAAGUUCAAGAACAUCCCCAUCGGCUUCUGGUGGGCUGUGGUAACCAUGACCACCCUGGGCUAUGGCGACAUGUAUCCAGAGACGUGGUCUGGCAUGGUCGUGGGCGCGUUGUGUGCUUUGGCUGGAGUGCUUACAAUAGCCAUGCCUGUGCCUGUCAUCGUCAAUAACUUUGGGAUGUACUACUCCCUGGCCAUGGCCAAGCAGAAGCUGCCCAAGAAGAGGAAGAAACAUAUCCCCCAGAUAGUACAGGGAGGAUCCCCUACAUAUUGCAAAGCUGAUCUCACCACCACCUGCAACAGCACUCAAGGUGACCUGUGCCACGUCAAAGGGGGCAGGGUACUUGAACGCAACCGCUCAGUUGUGUCGGCGGACUGCAGCGGCGGCAGUGACCUGACCAUGUCUACAGAGGAGAGGGUCCCCAUGCGAAGGUCCAGCACCCGGGAACAAGACCGCCGGAGCGCUGGGACGUGUUUUCUACUUGCUGCUAGUGACUAUAACUGCCCUGCAGAUGGAGGCAUAGGAAAAACAGGCUACGAGAAAUCUCGGAGCUUAAACAACAUAGCUGGCAUGACUGGCAUGGCUGGUAACGCCCUGAGGUUUUCUCCCGUGACCUCACCCUAUGGAUCUCCCUGCCCGCUACGGCGCUCCCGUUCCCCUAUUCCCUCCAUCCUAUAAGAUGUCCAGCACUUUUUCUGCAUUACCCGAUCCAUAUCCUACAAACCGCCCUUUGCUACAUUACCUGAACUUUGUUCUUGAUAUCGUGGUUUAGUGUUUAACCUUGUAGCAAAGACAAAUCUACUGAAUACAGCCUGACUGUGCUUGGCUAUCACCCUCAUCGGUUCUCCUGUGUCCUGUGUUUUCUUUAAUAAUGUCACAUUUUCAGACUGUGCAAUAAAAAGAACUCUUACUGGUGGCUUUCAAAGUAGCAGCCAUAGCAUUUCAUAAUAAAGGACAAUCAGGGAUAUUAGAAGUUGCUCGAUUUAGAUUUCUUGAGGGAAAAUGUGUGCUUCCAUUUUAACUUCAUUCAAGUGUGUGGUACAGUGGAACCCGUUUAAGUCGACGCCCCUUGGACUGGCAGAAUCGUGUCAUCAUAAGCGGUUGUUGACAUAACAGAAACCAAAACCAAAAAUAGCCAUUGCUAGCCAUUUACAGUCAUCCUCGUUGAUCACGGUUAAUUGGUUCCAGACUCAACCAUGAUAAGUGAAUUUCCAUAAAGUAUAAAUGGAACAUUUUCUUGUUAGAGCAUAGAAAACCUGUUUACGACCUUUUCAAUGUGGUUUUUAACACUAUUAGAGUCCUGUAGACAUGAAAUAACACCCCGAUUACUCAAUAUAGUAGAGAUAAAAGACCGAAAAUAAGCCAUUUGAGACAUAAACAAGUAGGAUUGUCACGAGAUGAGAUUAUACACGAGUUUGGGUCUCUGAGAUGAGGCAAGAUUUUAACAUUAUUUUUCAGAAAAGUACAAUGAAAAAAUAUCAAAAAUAUAUCCCCUGUAUAUAUUGCAGUCUACUAAUAUUAUUUCUCUUCUGUACUCUGUAUUCUACCGGCCCCGCCUCCACCCACCGAGACAACGAGACCUUAUGACUGACAAAAGGGCUCACUCCGUUCGUGCCGUUGUUCUAUGGAACUAACGCGCCUACCGUAAACGAAAAGAUGACGACAUAAACGCUCGGCCAUGUAUGUGGAUGUCGACUACAAGAAGAACAUGGUGGACCCAGGACUUGAUGAGUUGCUCGACAUAAACGGAUUGUCGACAUAACCGGGACUGACUUAAACGGGUUCCACUGCAGUAUGGCAAUACGGACACCGGACGCAAUGACUAGACAGGCUUCAACAUGUAUGUGUAGGUAUGUAUGGCCUCGAGAAGUGACUUCACACUGCAACAUCUGACUUGUAUACAGUAGGUACAUAGAAAUUCUUGAUAUCAGUGUACUUUUCUCUUUAUACUGUAUUUGGGAUGUGGAUUGGAGGGAUGGGUGUUGAGAUGGAGCAAUUUGUCAUUCACACAAGCACACAGUCUGUCACUCUUCACAUGCACGUCUUUUUGCAUGGUCUCACUCGAAAACCAUUGUUGUCUGCAAGCUAUGUUUGCACGGGGAGACAACACGGGGCACACAGUAAAAAUACCAUUUCCAGUGACCAAGAAAGUAAACCCUCUUUUAAGUAUAAGGUUUUAGACAUCAGGACAUCUUCAACCCAUAAGAACCCAGACCUGUUUGUGCUGAAAGUAAAAUGAUGGGGGAGAUACACUGAAACAUUUGUGAUGUAUUUUCUAAAAUACUACAAAUUCAUGGCUAAGAUGUGUGAUGUACGUAUAUAUAACAAUGUUUAUGGUAAAUGUAUUUCUUAUUUAAAAAGAACUCAACUUGAUGCUUUUUUGUGGAGCACAAAUGUACAUUGUAUUGAAGCACAUCGAACAAACUGUAUAUCCAUUGAAAAUCAUUGAAACUGUGACAUUUAUUGUCUUAUUAGCAUUUGUGCUAUCAGUAGCAAUUUGAAGUGUUUCAAAUAAAUUCAAUUAAGAAAUAUUGUAAGAACAGUCCUAUUGUAAUAUUUGACACCUUAUUAAACCAUUAGAAUGGUUAAAUGAGUUAAAAAAUAACUUUUCAAGGCAAAGAAAAUUGGAAAUGAGCUAGCUUACUGACAUGGCCAUUUUGGGGAUGGCAUAGCGGCACAGAGUCACAUGACAAGCACUCCAAAAUUAUGGUUCAAAUCAAGCACAAAGUUGUAUAAGACACGUUGUAGAACAUUUAAAUUGGGUUCUUAUGGGUUAAAUGAGGUAAAAAAAAUUUUAAAAAAACCUUAACGCUUUAUAUAUUACAAUAUGUCAUUAUAAACAAUUCGUAAAUAAAGCCGAAAUGCAAGCAAACAUGUGGAAAGGUACAACUCGACUGAUACUCCCUUUAUUAUGUCCUGAUACAUACAACCUUGAAAGAGGAUGUAUUUUCAUUUCACCAUGGCUGUAGAUACACUCCUGAUCAAAAUUUUAAGACCAGUUGAAAAAUGGCAAGAAUUAGCAUUUUGCAAUGUUGGAUCUUAAGGAGGUUCUAAGUAGAAGUUUCAAAAUGCAAAAAGAAGAAAUGGGAGUGAGACAAAAAAAUUGGGUUGUUUGUCUAUUAGGUGGUUCAUCAGCUGAUCAAAAGUUUAAGACCAUAGCUGAAAAAAUCCCAAAACACCCAUAAGAUUGAAAUAAAAUUUUGCAAAAAGGACUCAAUAAUGAGUAGCUGUACCAUUCUUGAUGAUGGCUUCACAGAGGUCAUCUAUUAUUUGGAACUGAAGUCCACUUUGUCAACUUCCCUUGGCAUCUUUCUCCCAAAUCUUCAAAAUUUGAUUUAGAUCAAGGGAACAUGCAAGAUGGUCCAAAAGGGUGAGGUUAUUCCUCUGGAAAAAGUCCUUUGUCAGGCGGGCAUUGAGAACUGCAGUAUUAUUGUCUUGUUGAAAAAGACAGUCAAUACCAAACAAACGAGGGCCUUCAGUCAUGAGGGAUGCCCCCUCCAACAUCUCCACUUAGCCAGCUGCCGUUUGACGCCCCUGCACAACCUGAAGCUCCAUUGUUCCAUUGAAGGAAAAAGAACCCCAGAUCAUGAUGGCGCCCCCUCCACUGUGCCAUGUGGAAAACAUCUCAGGUGGGAUCUCCUUGUCAUGCCAGUAACGUUGGAAGCCAUGAAGGCCAUCAAAGUUAUAUUUUUUCUCAUCAAGGAAUAAAACUUUUUCCCACCUUUCAAUAAAUUCCAAACGGGCAAUUUUGUGGCGUUGAAGGAGAUGAGACCUUUAAAGAUAUUUUUUGUUCUUAAAAGCCUUCUCUCGCAGAUGCCGUCUGAUGGUUAUGGGACCGCUCUCAGCGCCAGUAAGACGACGAUUGUCCCGUGUCUUGACGGACAGCUCAGCCCCUGUGACAUUUUUUGGGGUCCACCACUUGACUUUUUUGUUCCAUAACCCUCAGGACCUGUUAAGAAGUUUAAAAUGACUGCCUUGCUGCGUCCAGCAUCAGCAGCAAUGGUGCGCCGGGAGAGGCCUUGCUUAUGCAGCUCAACAAUCCGACCGCGUUCAAAGAGAGUAAGCUUUUUUGCCCUUGCGAGCGAGAAAUCAUAACAGUGUGAACACCUGACAGAAAAUGACAUUGAAUCCACAUUUUUUUCCAAAAUGAUGGCUUUUAAAGGCUGUGGUCUUAAGCUUUUGAUCAGCUGAUGAACACCCUAUUUCACUUUAAUGCUUGUUUGCAAUAAAUUGCUUUCUCAAAACAAGCAUUUUGAAGCUCUACUUAGAACCUCCUUAGGAUCCAACAGUGCAAAAUGUAAAUUCUUGCCAUUUUUCAACGGGUCUUAAUGUUUUUAUCAUGAGUGUAUAUUACAAUAUUCUAAUAGCUGAGUGCUUCACUUGUACCAGCAAAGCUGUACGUAUGUUUCUGGUUGUUCACUCUUAGACAACUGCAAAGAGAUGGUGUUUACUGGUUUCACACAAGCAGAGCGUGGCGUUCUAUCUUAAUGGCUUGGGGGGGAAGGCACCGCCAAAACAAACAGGUAACCCUUCUGCAUGGGUUCAGCGAAGAAAUCACUCAGCUAUUCAGCUAUUCGGUCCUAAAGUUUAUGGUUUUGGUUGUAACAAUAAAAAGAUGGAGGUAAUUCAAUAAUCUAUGAGAAGAGCCAACCAAAUAUAUACGUUGUACCUGCAAUGUAUACGUUAGAAAGUGCCUUGCGAUCGCUUUGUUUGAAAUCGAUGUAAUGUCAAAUGUAAUUGAAUCGACGGCAUUGUUACGAUUUCGAAGCAGUGGCGUGUAAAUUACAGCGAUGGCAAACUGCUUUUUGUGGUUCUGAAAAUGUUCAAAAGUCGCAUCUUUAAUUGGUCAUACACAGUAGAACCCGUUUAUGUCGACACACCGUCGAAGUCUACCAACUCGUCAGGUAUUCUUAUUCCUGAAAAGUGCCCGCUUAAGUCGACGUCGACAUACAUGGUUGACUGCUUUUGUCAACAUAAAAUUUGAGCCUAAGAGGUAAUUUCUUUGAAAAAUGGGUCAGGUUAUGUCAACGUGUGUUGUAUUAUUGUUAACGUCAUCAUUAUCGCGAUCGUAUUUUUGCAAAAGCAGAUUUGUGGUUAUGUCAAAACUGAAAUGCCAUUUAUCUUCAAAGGUUCAGCAUAGGACUCCGAAGAACCUUUGUUCUUUUGCGGUAGACUUCUCAGCCGUUCUUUCCACAACUAACAAAAUGCACUCAUUGAAAUUUUGUACAAAUGGAGGAAAACAAUGUCAACAAACUUUGGUAUGUUCAAAAAUCCUUUAUUAUCGCUAGGGGUGUAACGAUUCGUUUUGAUAACGUUCCGGUUCGUAUCACAAUUUGUGGUUGCCGAUAUGAUUCAAGGACGAUAUUGGUUAAUUUAGAACGAUACGAUCCGAUUCAGUAACUUUAAAUUGAUUCAGUAACGUUUUAACCAAAAAUUCAACCAGUGUGAUUGUGAAAUAAAUACCUGGAUAUUGGGCAGUGCAGUUGAAGUUUCCUAGAUUCACGAUGUUUUUUGUAAGGGAAUCCGAUAUAAAUUAUGAAUAAUGUUGACAUACUUAAGAAUAAAUUAUCUGUCAGAACAAAAAAUGAGUUAAAAAUGCAAUACAAAAUCAGGAUGAACAGAGGGUGGUCUAAACAUGACUUGAUUUGAUAGCUCAUUCACUUCUCUACCCCAAGUAUUAAAGAAGUUAGAGCACAUUUCAUAGCGGGAAAUAGUGGCUUUGGUCCCCAUUGCUUUAUCAUUGAGUAGAGACAAAAGCUGUGAUCGACCCACGGACCUUGGCAAGUACAACCGUACUACAAAAUAGAUAAUAAUAAUAGAUAAUAAUAAUUACAUUUUUUUCACGUUACAUUUUUUUGAUCAGCAGAAAGUCCAGGGAAGAAAAUCAAGUGUCAUAAUGCUGCAGAAGCACGCUGUACUGGAUUCCACGCCACACUACAAAUUGCAUGUACACAGUAAUUCCGGAGCAAAUUUUAAUGAAAUUUCAUCUGCAGGUAGAUAUUAAAGUGAAUUUAUAUCCUACAACCCUUUUGUCUUAUUCUGAAGCUCCGAUCCAUUAAUUUGGAAGGCUUAAAGUUGGACUUAACUUCUCUGUAUUCAAAUGAAAAUACACCACAUAUCAUAUGAAAAAAUUGCAUUUUCAAGGAUGUCCCCACGGACUCUACUAAUCGAGUGCACAUGCACAGUGAUUUUUGCAUCGCUAAAAUACGGGGAUUGUAUUUGUAACAUUGUUACAUAUGUGUUUUGACCUGGACACGCAGCGCUGGACGAUGACAUCACUAAAGCGUGCAAAAUGUACUUUCUUUGCAAUAUUGUCCCCACAAAUGUCACUUAAAAUGAGUGUCAAAUAAGGACAGAUGAGUUAAAUAUGAAUACUUAAUGAAUGAAGGAACUGACCAAUAGGAGAAGAAGCAAAUCGUAUUUCACGGGUCCAGUACAACUCCCACGACCACCACACACCCGGAAGACAAUGACGUCACCGACGGGCAGCCUGUAACGUUUAUCAUUUUUAUCACUAAAAGUGCUAAAAAAACCACACAUCCAUAUGAAUAAAGCCGGCCGUGCUUAAAUCCAAUGCUUCAUUUCCAAGUAUCGAUUCAAUCGAUUUAUUACCUUUUUACGCGAUGUUAGAUCGAUAUACAGUAUAUGUCGUCUUGAGAACCCAGAUCGAUGUAGUUGAAUCAUAGGAAUAGAAAUCGCUGCAUCGAUGUAGUGAAUGAAUCGUCACACCCCUAAUUAUCGCCCAUUCUUCUCAUGUCUCUGGCAAAAUAACCAGUAAACGUGCAAGCGAUGGCUAGUUUCACUUUCAGUUAUGUCAACAAAUGUUUACGUCGAUGUCAGUCAGGCAGUCAGAGGGGUGUCAACAUCAACGGGUUCCAUUGUACCUGCUAUUUGAGUAUACGUUUCACGCAUAAGGAAAAGAACAAAUCAAAUUAGAUUGUUGUAAUACGAAGAAUUUUUUCUUGUGUUAUCACAGUUUUAUUCUUGUGGCAUUACCUACUGGUAGUCUGACUUUUUUUCUGGUAAUAUUAUGACUUUUCUUGUAACUUUAUGGCUUUUCUCAUAAUAUUACAUAGUGACUUUAUUCACAUAGUUUUCGGACUUGUUUUUUGUACUAGUAACUGCUAGUAGCUUCACCGCUUUCUCAUUUAGUGUGACUUUUUCAAGUAAUAUUCCACCUAUACUAGUAACUUUUAUCAUAAUCAAUUUUUUUAGUACUAUUGUGAAUUUGCAACUUUUUCCCACAUUCUGCCUUUUUUUUCUUGUAUUAUUAGAACUUUUUCUCUUAACUUUAGGAUUUUUCUCAUCAUAUUACAUUUUUACUCCUGAUAUCUCAUAACUUUACAACUGUAGUCACAGUUUUACGAUUUCUUUUUAGGAAUCCUUGUUUUCACUUGCAUUAACUUUAACCUGACAAGCAAACGGUAUGUGACUGCAGACAUAACCAUGCUGUAAUGAUUCCGACAUUAUCUCGAUACCAGUAGUAAAGUGUUGCUUAGCAACUAGCCCACAGAUGCACUUUGCACACACACACACACCAAAAGAAAGGAAAAAAUUUGCCUUGUCCAUUGACUAAAUUAUUGAAUCACUUCCAUCUAAAACAGUACAAUAAAACGUGUCAUCCAUGCGUGUCUUUACACACAAAAAAGCCAUUGUGUGCACGACAAGGUGUUCCGAAAUGAUGCUUGACGGAGACAGGAUGUGGCAUGUUAUUUAGCCAAUUCAUUUCCUGUUUGAAUGACCAGCGGGAUAAGACUGUAUAACAAUAUGAGGACCUAUUGCAGUGGGAAGACCCCAUUUGGAAGCAUUCCAGCCACUCCUACAGGACAAUAAAGGACGGAAUCUACGCAAAAACCACUAGCAGACUGCUGCUCGGCACACAAAAGGAGGAACCGAACCACCGACGAGGACUAUGAUAAGCAUUUAAUCCUGACCAAGACAGGAGAAUGAAAAAACAGGACUUCUGUGUAGCUCUCGCUCCUGUAAAUAAGUCACCAAAAACAGCACAUUUGGUUAACAAGGCUGUUUGGUUGCUAAGUCGCGCCGUGACACUCAAUCACUUAUGUUGCUGUUGUAUCUCUCCCCCCUUUUUGCAAUAAGUGUAUUAGUUGAGGCACUUUCAGUGUAUUCAUAUAUGAAACCCUGCAUCCAGUAUAUACCCAAUAGAGAGACCACUGUGCUAAAUUGAAAAAGUGUGACAUCUCUGCUUUCGUUAGGUUAAAAUGCUCUGCUGUGUGUUAUUGUAUGUUUGUAUCCUAUUGGUCCAGGGCAAGAAAUUUCUCAUAUUUUGAAAUUGUCCACUAGGUGGACUCAUUGAUAAGGUUCCCCCGUCCCCCUCCCCCAUGCAACCUAUUGUAGAAGUCACCCACUGGGAAUUGAACAUGCAAAUACCCUGCAUUACUGCUGCAAAAUCUUCAUGUGAACCAAAAGACGACUCUUUGUCACGCAGUGGUGGCUAAAAAAAACAAUACAGAUUCUUCCAAAAAAAUGUCCCCUUCCCCCUUUGGGCAAAUGUGUAGCAGAAGUUUAUCAAGCUGAAAAAGUGGACUUCUAGAAUGACUGCACAGUAGCAAUGCCAUGCACCCAAACUAUCGCAUUCAGUUUGUACAAUGGAGUGUAAAAAAAUAGACUAGGACUAUGCUCACUAAGGCUGUCAAAUGGAAUACUUCUGUCAGUACACUUCAACAAGCAAGUACAAUGGUACCUCCGUUUUCAUUAUUCAUGUGUUCCAAAAGGUUCGACAAAAAACGAAACCCCUGAGAACCGAGGCAAUUUUUCCCGUAGGAAAUAAUGUAAAUCCAGUUAAUCCAUUCCAGACACCCAAAAAGGAUUAACGAAAACUCUAGUUUUACAUGCACAAAACAAUGCAAAAUAUGAAUAAAUGAUGAAUGGAUGGCCCUUAUUGUUGCUGCUGGUGAGACUGAAUUCAAUAAUGCUUAUCAGGCUGUGUUGGCAACUUUCUUUGGCCCCAUGGCGGGUUAUUUAGCAGUCGCACUCAGGUGCUUUGUUGGGGCACUCAAUUUUGGGGAACCAUACAGCACAGGGCAAACGGAUUCAUUUGUUACGUGCAUUACUGUACAAAAACCGAGACAGUGUACAAAAACCCAGGAAAAAUUUUAGUUGACAUUUUUGGACAAAAACCGAAUCAUACGACAAUUGGGCGUACGAAGAAAGAGGUUUGACUGGACACUGUGUACAGUAGAUCUCUGCUAUUUGCGAGGUUUAUGUUCCAAGACCCACCCCCGCAAAUAUAAUAAUGGAUUCACCCAUACAGUGAUGAUUUAUGAUACUCUAAACCCAUUAAUAUGCCUCUCACAGUCAUUAAACACAUUUUAAAUUUAAAGUUACACAUGAAGAAACACUUACAGUCAUACACCAUACAGUGUUGUACUUACAAAAUGUGCAGUUACACAACAUCACGUCUUGACAAGGCAACUUCCUGCUGUAUAAUGUUGAGUGAGCUGACUUGUGAGACAGCCUCUCUACUGGAUUUAUAGAUGCAGCACUCGUUUCGUACUCGUACCAUUAAAAUAUAUACAGUAUAUAUUCGUAGUUUACAGCAGUAUACUCAUUGAAGUGUACUCACCGAAGUAUACCAUUUGAGACAGCACUGCGCACUCACCCUUUUGACCAUUUUGAGUGUACUGACAGUGCAGUGCAUUUUGCCGUACUUCUCACUUUAAACGCACUUAUGCACUAAAAAGGCGUUUGAGUGUAAGUACGGAAGUGCGCGGCUUGAGAAACAGUCUAUGAGAAAACGUUUGCAAGAAUAAAGUGGCAAUCUGGGAAACAAGCUACUGGUAAUGGAGUAGUGCCGAUCCACACUGUGAUUUCAGCAGAAAGAAGAAUUGUCAGGUGGCAUUGUUGACGUGUUUCUACCCACAAUCCUCCUUGUGUAGUACACACGCUGCUUUACUCUUGAAAUGGACAAAGGAGUACCGUUGUUGUGUAUUUUUAGAAUGUUGUAACUUGGAAAAAAAAGAAGAAAAAGCUGUUUAUUUUCUUGAAUCCAGAACAUGUAUUUUUGUGUCUUACCUGUAAAAGUCAUGGUAGUCCUACGCUGUGCUUUUUCCCAUCGUGUCUUCAAACGCGUCACAAGCUUUUUUGUAUGUUUUGUUGUGAGGAAAAAUUACAAUUUGUGACGCCUUCCUUGGCAUUCUGAAAGUGCAUGCUGAAAAAAAGAACCAUUAUGUCAGAUAAUUUAGAAAAAGAUGACACACUGCAUAUCAUGUUAAAAAAAAAUGUGUAUGACGGUAAAUACUAUGUGAAAGACUCACAUAAACUAUCUUUUAAUGAA